UUUACCAAAGCAAUAUUUUUUAAUGUAUAUAAUAAGAACUUCUGACGAAGUAACCUGUAACCAAUCAAAGAGUAAUUCGCUACUUUAGAUGGAACUAGCUAUCGAAUUUAGUUGAAACAAUCACGAUAUUACUGCAUCAUGAACGAGGGUAAAAUGAAAUUAAUAUAUGAGGAACCGGAGGAAAGUGAUUUAGUUGCCGAGACUGAGUCGGAGGAGCACAUGGAGAGUCAAAAUACGAUUCCUCUUCCCAAGCACAAUCGUCGCAGCUACGUCUGGAGAUACUUUACACCUGUGCCUGACCACUCCGAAGUAUAUAGAUGCAAGAUAUGCAGUGAGACCUUUGGCAACAAAACCGCCAAUCUAGGACGCCAUUUACAAACGGUUCACAGCGUCAGCGACAUCCAUCUUGAGGAUUCAGUAAAGAAGGGACGACCGAAUCGCAGCAUCGUUUGGAACUUUUGCACCAAGCUAGAUCACAAGCGCGCACUUUGUCAUCUGUGCAAGAAGGUGCUAUAUUUCGGUGGCGGCAACACUUCCAAUAUUACAAAGCAUCUAAAACGGAUGCACGCUGAGAAAAUAGAUGAAAUGGCAAACCGAAUGCCGAGAAACGUUCGUUGGGGAACCGAAACGAAGUCGUGCACAAAGGAGCGCAGGGGAUCCAGCUAUGUAUGGAACUACUGCGAAAAGCUGACGAAGAACACAGUUCUCUGCAAGCUAUGCAAUCGAAAGAUGCGAUUCCAUGGAACGGCGAAUGUCAUAACGCACCUGCAGCGCAGACACGAUAUUAUGGAUGAAACCAGCUGUGUUAAAAUAGAAUCACCUGGCAAUAUACAAGAAGCUGCCAUGUCCAGCACCAACGAGAAUGCCACGUCCCGCAGGAGCAGUGUCAGUGGCAGUGUGGUCUGGAAAUACAUUACGCGUCUCUCGGAGGAUACGGUGCGUUGUCGGGUUUGCCUCAAGAACUUGUCGUAUCAGGGCACCAGUAAUCUGCAACGUCAUCUCCAUCGCAUGCACAACAUUAUCUGGAACCUUCAAGAUACAUCGCUGCCAGUCAAAACCGAGACAGAUCCAUCAAGCGAGGAUUCAUUCUUCGAUUUUUGUGAAUCCACCAGUGAUCCGUCGGUGUGGAAGUGCCAAAUGUGUGAGGAGCACUUCGAGGACAGCGAACACAUGCAGGAAAACAUCAGCACACAUAUGAUUAAGGUUCACGGAGCUGCCAUGCGCAGAGAUUAUGGUGAUGAGUCUCCAGCCACAGAAGGCGAAGAACAACAGUUUGUCACCCUAUAUUCCCCUAUUGCUGGAGACGACGCUGAGAGAGCUGCCGAUCAGGUUGACAUUGCAGUUCCAGAUACCGAUACCGAUGAAGCACUCUAUAACGAAAUUAUUGAGGUUGAAGAAGACGAUCUCAACGAUCUGGACGAUGUUGGAGAGCAGUUAAUCGAAAGCGAGAAUUGUGAGAACUCCCUCUCCGCGCAAUCGGGUGAAAAUGUUUACUCCGACUUUAGUAAUGACAGCAAUGAUGCCCAGCUGGUGACGACAACGAUUCAAGCCGACGAUACGCCACUCAUGAGGGAACUCAAAGAAGAUCUGUUGCGACAGCAGGCAAUAUAUUUUAGCGAGAAAGCUGGUUUCUAUCGCAUGCAGAAGUUUCUGGUUGCCCAACAGGUGCGAAAGGAGCGUCUGGAAUUCGAAAGACUAAACGCGAUGGGGAAAAGCGAAGAGUCUGUUAAUAAUCUGACGAGCUCAUAACAAUUCGAUUUAUUUCUUGUAUUUAUUAAGAAUAAUGUAUAUAAGUUCAAACUGUUACAUAGGCCAACUGUCAUUACUGUUUUUUAAAUCAUAUAAUAUAUUUGUGUGUAAUAUUAUCAUAACAAAAUAA
Drosophila innubila is the source of this 1879-nucleotide messenger RNA. RefSeq lists its product as uncharacterized. The record is from RefSeq and is a predicted model, not a curated record. The transcript has 5 exons. Gene Ontology annotation, molecular function: DNA binding. Lineage: Eukaryota; Metazoa; Arthropoda; Insecta; Diptera; Drosophilidae. Gene Ontology annotation, cellular component: nucleus. Bases 139 to 1749 code for a protein of 536 amino acids.